AUGGCCAAGAGGGAAGUUCAGAGUAAUUUAUACCUAGACACGAUCAACCGCCACCUGCUAGAUUUCGAUUUUGAGAAAGUUUGUAGUGUUUCGCUUACGAAUAAAUCUGUCUACUGCUGUCUCGUUUGUGGGCGCUACUUUCAAGGCCGGUCCAAGUCGUCACCAGCUUAUAACCACUCAAUCGACGAAGAGCAUCAUGUCUUCUUGAGCUUAGACAGGAAAGAGUUCUACAUUCUCCCAGAGGAUUACAAAGUAGAGGACAACUCGUUGAGCGAUAUUGUCCGAGUUCUUCAACCAGCAUACACCGGGGAAGAGGUCAACCAGCUCGAUAACGCAGUGAUAAGCCAUGACCUCACUAAACAACCCUAUUUGUGUGGAUAUGUCGGUUUGAACAAUAUGAAGAAGAACGAUUACGCGAAUGUUAUCAUUCAUACGCUCACACAUAUCAAUCCGCUCAGAAAUGCAUUCCUCCUCAUGGAUACUUACAGGAGCGAGCUAUUGGAGCGCUUUAGCACGCUAAAUAAACGAAUGUGGAAUAAGCAUCUAUUCAAAUCUCAAGUCAGUCCUCAUGAACUAUUGGAAUUGAUGUCAAAGCUGUCGAAGAAUAGAUUUAAUAUACAGAACUCAGCGGAUCCAGUCGAAUUUCUUACAUUUCUUCUCAAUUCCCUUCACAAGGAUUUAGGUGGUAGCAAGAAGCCUGAUAGUAGUGUGAUAUACAGGUUAUUUCAAGGCAUGUUGCGAAUAACGUCGCAGAAAAUCAUUCAGCUCGACGAAAAUGAAGAGAUUGAUAAGAAGUUCAUAGAAGAGGAUAAGAUAGCUAUCAAUACCACACCAUUCCUCAUCUUAUCGUGCGAUUUACCGCCCAAACCUGUUUUCAGUGACGAUGAGAACAUUAUUCCACAGGUAUCGUUAGCUGAGGUGCUAAGAAAGUAUGACGGAGUGCACAAACAAGAGCAAUUCGGUCAGAGACGGUCUUACCAAUUGGUUAAGUUGCCCAAGUAUCUCAUAAUACACUUCAAGAGGUUUUCCAAGAACAAAUUCAAGGAGGAGUACAAUCAGACAAUCAUAAACUACCCAAUCUCGGGUGUAGACUUUAAGGAUUACGUGGAGAAUAGUGAUGGUGACGAGAGUACAGUAUAUGAUCUGGUAGCGAAUAUCUGCCACGAGCACGAUAACAACAACAGCAGUAAAUGGAAAUCGCAGCUCAAGUCGCCGUUGACAAAUGACGAUGGCACUAACAAGUGGUACCAGUUGCAGGAUUUGUUUGUUGAAGAGAUCGACAGACGACUUAUUUUCCUUGGUGAGACAUAUUUGCAGGUUUGGCAACAGAGAGAUUAG
This is a messenger RNA of Wallemia ichthyophaga EXF-994, 1338 nucleotides long. RefSeq names its product putative mRNA-splicing protein ubp10. The transcript has 2 exons. Bases 1 to 1338 code for a protein of 445 amino acids. Gene Ontology annotation, molecular function: zinc ion binding; cysteine-type deubiquitinase activity. The record is from RefSeq and is a predicted model, not a curated record. Gene Ontology annotation, biological process: spliceosomal complex assembly; mRNA processing; protein deubiquitination. NCBI's taxonomy places the organism in Eukaryota, Fungi, Basidiomycota, Wallemiomycetes, Wallemiales, Wallemiaceae.